AUGGAACCACGUGGUGAAACAGUAAACGCUGACCGUUACUGUGAAACACUGCAGAAAUUGCGACGUGCCAUUCAAAACAAGAGGCGUGGAAUGCUUACUGCAGGUGUUGUGCUUCUCCAUGACAAUGCUCGUCCACAUAUGACUCGACGCACAACAGCUGUUUUGACGAAAUUUGGCUCGGAGUUGUUUGAUCAUCCACCCUACAGCCCUGAUCUCGAUCCCAGCGAUUUUCAUGUUUUCUUACACCUCAAGAAGUUCUUGUCCUCCGGUGAGCGUUUUGGCAACGACGAAGAGCUGAAGACGUCUGUCAGUCUGUCACACGCUGGUUCCAUUUACAGUCGGCAGAGUUCUACGACAGAGGGAUACAAAAGAUGUUUUUAUUACUUUAAUUCGACCAUCAAUCCUCUGCUCUACAGUGUUAUGUCCAAUCGUUUUCGAGUUGCUUUUCGAGAAAAAAUAUGCGCAGGAAAUCCUUGCACUUGCUUCUGGUGUUGCUUUUGCUGCUGUUGGAAAUGGUUGCAAUCAAGGAGCCUCCAACCAUCUAGUUCUGCUUCAUCUUCCAAUCGCAUACCUCACGCCAAUGCAGCUGUUCCUACUCCAGAACCCCUUCUCCAAACUCGCUUGAACACCAACACACGAGACAAAGUUGCCCCUGAUGUUAAAAAUCUCUCAAAAUACAUGGGAUUAUCCUAUUCGGAUGAAGCCAAUCACAACAAUGGGGAAAUGUCCCGUCGCAGAUUCAGCUCCGAUCCAAACUUUUCAAUGCGUUUGCAAUUUAAUCAGUACAAAGAUUUAUCUGAUGGAAGUGUGUACCAUUUAGCCAAAGAGAAACUGAGUCCAGAAUUUGGAAACUGUGAUGGAGAAUGCGUGAGUUGCACAAGUUGCAAUAGCGUUUUUUCCACCAAACACAAAGUGAUGCGCUAUACCCCGCUUCCAGUUUGGAAUGAAAGCACAUUUGUUGGUCAAUCUAAAAAGAUAUAUUUCCAAGAAGAGUCACGCGUAUAAAUUCAACUGUUAAAGUUAAUUUACAAGUUUUAUUAAGCAGUGCUCUAAGUGUUGUACUUAAAUGUGUUUUUUUUCAAGUGAAAAUAGUGUUCUAACAGUGUGUCGUGCGUUACGUGUUAUUACUGGUGCUCCAAUGAAUGAAAAUAUUAUAUUCUGAGUGGUGUGAAAAUAUGUUCUAAGUGCU
Messenger RNA from Parasteatoda tepidariorum (common house spider), 1189 nucleotides. The record is from RefSeq and is a predicted model, not a curated record. NCBI's taxonomy places the organism in Eukaryota, Metazoa, Arthropoda, Arachnida, Araneae, Theridiidae.